Cydia splendana is the source of this 3579-nucleotide messenger RNA. RefSeq names its product xanthine dehydrogenase/oxidase-like. The record is from RefSeq and is a predicted model, not a curated record. The coding region runs from base 148 to 3579 and encodes 1143 amino acids. Lineage: Eukaryota; Metazoa; Arthropoda; Insecta; Lepidoptera; Tortricidae. The transcript is spliced from 15 exons. Gene Ontology annotation, molecular function: iron ion binding; FAD binding; oxidoreductase activity.
UGUCUGGUGGCGGUGACAUCAUGUCAAGAUUGGGAAAUCACCACGAUAGAGGGCGUCGGCAACCGUCUGAAGGGCUACCAUCCCAUACAGAAGACCCUCGCCAAGCUCAACGGCACCCAGUGCGGGUACUGCUCGCCUGGAUGGGUCAUGGCUAUGUACGGUCUCUUACAGAGCAACGAGAACCUUAACAUGUUGGAGAUAGAGAAGUCAUUCGGCAGCAACGUGUGUCGCUGCACCGGCUACCGGCCCAUCUUGGAUGCCUUCAAAAAAUUCGCCUCCGACGCUCCAAAAUUAGACAUAAUGGACAUAGAGGACCUCGAGAUUUGCAAGAAAACUGGGAAACACUGUAGAAAAGGCAGUGAAAGUGACUGGUGCUUAGUAGAGGAACAUGAUGUUAAAGCGGCGGAGAAUAUAGAGAUAAAGCUGAUAGAUGGAAGGUAUUUUACUAAGGUGCAUCGAGUUAGUGAUAUAUUUGAAGUGCUGAAGAAGAAAGGAGAUGGGAGCUAUAUGCUUGUUGCUGGAAAUACAGCUAAAGGAGCCUAUCCCAUAGACAAAUACCCCAAAGUCCUAAUCGACAUCUCCAGCGUGGAAGAGCUGAAAGGCUACAGUUUCGACCAGAACCUGGUCCUCGGGGCCGGAACCACGCUGUCUGAGACGAUGAAGACGUUUCAAACCGUGUCGUCUUCGGAAGACAACUUCUGGUAUUUGGAGAAAUUGAGGGAGCAUUUGGAUUUGGUGGCUCAUAUUCCUGUUAGAAAUUUGGGAUCGAUAGCCGGUAAUCUGAUGGUCAAACAUAAGCACAACGAUUUCCCGUCAGAUGUUUUCCUUUUAUUGGAGACUAUUGGAGCCUACUUAACCAUUCAACAAGCUGAUGGGCGACUAACAAAAGUGACUCCUCAGGAAUUCCUCAAAGUGGAUAUGAAGGGAAAAGUUAUGCUAAACAUUCUUCUUCCUCCUCUUGGGAAGAAUUACAAACUCGCGACGUUUAAGAUCAUGCCGCGUGCCCAAAACGCGCACGCGAUGGUGAACGCCGGCUUCUUAUACAACCUAGACGAAUCCAGCACUGUCAAAGAGGCUAGAAUAGUCUACGGAAACAUCAACCCGCGCUUCGUGCACGCUAAAGAAACGGAGAAAUUCCUGGUCGGGAAGAAACUGUUCACUAAUGAGACGCUACAGGGCGCUAUCAAGGCGUUAGAGAAAGAGUUGGUGGCAGAGGAGCACCCGCCGGAACCGUCGGCUAAAUAUAGGAAGAAUUUGGCUAUCAAUUUGUUUUAUAAAGGUCUUCUCUCCCUGUGCCCGCCCUGGCAGCUGGACGCUCGCUACGCCUCCGGAGCGAUAACCCUGAGCAAGACUCGUCCCGUCUCCAGUGGUAAACAAGAAUUCGUUACCAACCCUAAGCUCUAUCCGAUCAACAAGCCUAUUGAGAAAGUUGAAGCGUUGAUCCAGUGUGCAGGUGAGGCACCGUACUCGGAAGAUCUGCCGAGCUUGCCGCACGAAGUGUUUGGCGCCUUCGUGCUCGCUUCCGUGCCCAUCGGCGACCUCGACAAUAUUGAUCCCAGCGAAGCUCUCCGGCAUCCAGGCGUCGUCGCAUUUUACUCAGCCAAAGACAUUCCCGGAACAAACGCCUUUACUCCCGGCGACAACGCUUUCUUCCUCAAACGAGAAGAAGUAUUCUGCUCCGGUGCAGUCCGAUACAACGGACAACCUAUCGGAGUCAUCGUAGCUGAAACUAGAGCCAUUGCCGAAUACGCUACGAAACUAGUUCACGUUAAAUACAAAGGUGUUUCUAAACCUGUGAUCGACAUAAAUGAAGCAAUGAAGUAUCCCGCUAGAGUGAGAAAGGCUGGAGAAAAGGAUGGUGGUGGUGAAGAGAAAGGAGUGUUGUUUAAUAUUAUAAGAGGGAAGCAGACGAUAUAUCAGCAGUCGCACUUCUGUAUGGAGACGUUGGCGAGCGUAGCGAAGCCUACGGAGGAAGGUUUAGAGUUGCAUUGUACGACGCAGCAUAUGGAUGGAACGCAGAUUGUGAUAUCGCGGGCUCUUAAUAUACCUGAACACAAGAUAGACAUCCACGUACGUCGGCUAGGAGGAGCGUACGGUGUGAAGAUCUCCCGCGGCUCAAUGGUAGCGGUGGCGAGCGCGCUGGUAACAUACAAGCUGAACCGACCAUGUCGCAUCAUACUCCCGCUUACUACUCUGUCCAAGGCUAUUGGCAAGCGGUUCCCUUGCACUACGGAGUAUGAGGUUGGAGUAGAUCUAUUUGGAAAAGUGAGGUAUGGCAAAGAAAAUCUUUACAUGGAUAAUGGAUACGUUGUCGAUGAACCGCUAUACAUAUGGACGUUGGAAGUUUACCAGAACUGCUAUGAGAAAUUGCGAUGGCUUUACAAAGUCUACGACGUUACUACAGACACCGCUAGUAAUACUUGGUGCAGAUCUCCAGGUACUCUGGAAGCGAUAGCUAAUAUGGAAUUCAUCAUGGAGCGUAUAUCGUACGAGUUGUCAAUAGAUCCUCUUACGGUCAGGUUGCGAAAUUUAGAUCUAGCCGCUAUUGAACUGAGAUUUAUGGUGGAGAGAGUUAAAAAGGAAGGCCAAUACACGGAGAGAAGAGAUGCCGUCGACAAAUUCAAUAGUGAAAACAGAUGGAAGAAACGAGGUUUAAGAUUUUCUCUAUUACGCUGGCAGGGCAUUGGUAACCAGAUCCUAGACGUAAACAUGUCAGUGUAUUACGACGAUGGGACUGUAUCUAUUACCCACGGCGGCAUCGAGAUGGGCCAGGGUUUGAAUACCAAGGCGGUUCAAAUUGCUGCUCAUUUUCUGGGAAUACCGGUGGAAAAGAUUCAGAUUAAAUCGAAUAAUACUAUUUCGGCACCUAAUGGUCUUAUAUCGGGGAAUAGUACGACUUCAAUGUCUGUUGGGAUGGGUGUUCAAAGAUGUUGUGAGAAGUUAUUGGCAAGGUUGGCUCCUUUAAGACUUUCACUGUUAAAUCCUAGUUGGGAGGUAUUGACAAGAGCGGCGUAUACGGCCCAAAUAGACCUGCAGACGCACGGGUUUGUCUCUUUAAAGGAUUUGUUGAAACCUGACGUGUUGGGUGUGACAUUGGCUGAGGUGGAAAUUGAUGUUCUGACUGGAGAGUGGGAGUUAUUAAGGGUUGACAUACUAGAGGAUGCUGGCAUCAGUAUUAGCCCGAAUGUGGACAUCGGACAGGUAGAAGGUGCUUUCAUCAUGGGCCUCGGAUACUGGACCACAGAGGAAAUGGUAUUUGACCAGAACACCGGCGAGGUGCUCACGAACCGCACAUGGAAUUAUCACGUGCCACAAGCGCGGGACAUUCCGCAGGAUUUCCGCGUCUAUUUUAAGGAUAAAUCGAUACCAGACCCUCGAGUUCUUGGAGCCAAAGCGAUCGGUGAGCCCCCAAUCUGCAUGGCAGUGGCGGUCCCGUUCGCGCUGCGUGAAGCCAUCGUUGCUGCCAGGAGCGAUGCCGGGAUAUCUUCUAAAGAGUGGUUCCCGAUAGAUGGCCCAUACAGCAGGGAAGCUAUACAAAUGCACACAGUAACGAAACAUAGUGACUUUAAAUUUCACUAA